This is a messenger RNA of Melitaea cinxia (Glanville fritillary), 2709 nucleotides long. RefSeq lists its product as uncharacterized. NCBI's taxonomy places the organism in Eukaryota, Metazoa, Arthropoda, Insecta, Lepidoptera, Nymphalidae. Bases 1 to 2709 code for a protein of 902 amino acids. The transcript is spliced from 2 exons. The record is from RefSeq and is a predicted model, not a curated record.
AUGGGGAGAAAGGCAUUGAUAGCAGUCUUAUGCUGGCUGACGUUAAGCAAAACAUCAGCAAAAGCUGUGCAGACCGCAUAUGGUGUUGGAAUUAUAGACAAUAUAAGUGAUGAAAGUGCUCCUCGGCUGUAUAGAAAUGUUCCAGUUGGUGUUUACGCUAGUGCUACUCCAUACGCAGCCUACUCAUUUAACGCUCCCACAUAUAUUGCGCCAAAAAACACCCAAGUCAUACCCGUUAAGGAAGAAAGCGUAUUAGUUCAGAAGACGGACAGUUAUCUGAAGGAUUCCUAUGGACAACGAUUCGUGGAAGCUCCGCAGACGCUAGCGUAUAAGGCUAUAUUUCCGCAGCAAUUUGUGCAGUUACAAAAUCUUCCAGCCCAUCUCAGUCAGCCACUAGUUGCAUCUGCUGCUAAUUUCCAGUACGGUCAAACACCUCACUUCUUCGGCCAAGCACAAUUUGGAGUGCCACAUUUGCAGACUCUGGGGCCUUCAGCUUUACAACAAUAUACUUCACAACCAAUUAUAUUUGCAAACAAUAUAAAAAGCUUUGCAUCGUCCGGAUCAGUGUCUUCUCAACCUCAUGGAAUAUCCUCAACGCAAAAACAACCUUCUAGCAACAGGAAUGCUUAUGUUAGCAGUCUCACCGCGGACCAUUUCACAAAGUUACAGAAUGAGCCUAAGAUAUCGUCUGCAGCCAGUAAUCACAACAACAAACAGAGUCAACUGUUUAAUGCACAGAAAAGUAAAUCGCAACUAGUCCAAGCUCCGAAGCAAACGAGUAUAACCACAGUAACAAAUGGAAAGGAAACAGUUGUUAAUUUGAUUACAAAACCACCACUUCCUUUACUAGAUUUGACAUUGUUAGAACCUUUAACAUUUAAAAAUCCAUUAGUGCCGCAAGUACAACAUUUUUUGCCGAGGAUAAAUCAAGUAACAUAUAAAAAAUUACCAGAAAUUAAUGAAGUUAAGAAACAUAAAAUGGAGUUUGUUCUACAAAAUACAAAAUCUUAUGACAGUGGCCUUAUAAAAGCCAAACCUAAAAAUGAGUCGCCAAAAAAGAAGCAGAAUAAGGAGCCUUCCCAACCAAACUUCGGGAUCGAAGAAGAAGCACAUCACACACCAGGGGUAACAAUUCAAGAAAACCCUAAUGAUCAUCCCGAAAUCUCUUAUGACAUAAAUACACCUAACUAUCAAGAAACUUAUUCAGAACAAAAAAAGAGUUAUAAUAAAGAAACAGAAUCUGAUCCCGUGAAUAUAAGCUACGAAAAACAAACGCACAAAGAGCCCAUAAACUAUUCCUAUGAAGAACGAACUGAGAAAAAGCCAGUACAUUACAGUUUCACACACACUUCUAAUGAACCGGCACAAAUAAAACAAGUAUACUUUGAGAAUAACGACAAACCAAAACAAUUAAUUUAUCAUUUUAAGCACGAGGAAAAUGAUCAACGUCAACCUCAUUCGUCCCAAAGAGAAUCAGAAGAACUAACAGAAGAGCAUUCCGAAGAAAAUGAUAAGGAAGAGGAUCAACCACACUAUGAACAAGAUAAUGGUCGCCAAGAGUAUUAUGACGGUGGACCACAGACCAAUUAUGGUAAACCGGAACAUAGGGAACAAACUUACUACCACAAUUCAAAUGAAGAACCAGUCCAGAUUCGUCACUCUCAAGCGGUUCCCAACCAACUUCCAAGACAAAAUGUAGAGCAGCACAUUAAAGUAAUUAAUCCUGAAUACGAGGACGAUAGAACUAUUCUCCCAGCACACAAGGCACAUCAUGACCAACAUAUUUAUACUAAACACAACCAUCGUCCCGCACCUCAAAACCAACAACGUUAUUAUGAAUAUUCUAAUCCUCACCACUAUUCGUCUUUGCCCACGGUGCGUGAAAAAUUAGAACGAAUUAUCAUAAAAGAGGGAACUUCUUCGGAAGUGCACAAGCCCAAUGAAGAGCUAAUGGCUGAAAUGAUAAAAAAACAGAAAAAGACUGAAGAGGAUUUUGAAAAGGCUUACAAAGAUGCCGCUUUUGGAUUCCCUGCAUUCGAUACACCAGCGGUCGAUAUUGAGAAAGAAAUUUAUAACCCAGAAUCAUACGGAGCGUCUAGGUAUCAUAAAGAUUUUAAUAUACAAAAAACUCCAUUACGAGAGUACGAAGCCGACGGCGAUGAAUACCCGAAACAGACACGAUCACAAUACAAAGAUGCACGAGACAAGACAAUGGAGGAAUACUUCUUAGAUUAUGCAGUAAGUAGGCCCGAAAGUCUUGUAGAUCGAUAUAGGCAUAAAGAAGAUUAUUACAAAAUGUACACACAUAACAAACCCGAUAAAUAUUUUGGUAGCGACAAAAAAAAUCAAAAGGCUAAAUACACAAUCUCGCACGUAUAUGAUGUAAAACCUCAACAAAAACAGCAAUCUAAAUAUAGAGCUGUCCCUCAGUUCGAGGAGUAUGAUUACGAUAAGGAAGCCCCUCGCGACAACUCUGCUCAUGCUACGCGACCACACCAGAGAUAUAAAAGUAAAACCCAAUUUGUAGAACCCCAAUAUCAAUACGGUUUUGAACCUUCAUCAUUACCACACUUAUUAGACAGUGAGUUAGCUUCAAUGGCGAGUAACGUUAAUCCUAAAAGUGAAAAGUUAGAAUCUAAAAAAAAGAUUUAUAAGACAAAUUGGUAUGUGAAAAAACCCAGCUCAAAAGGUGGCAAAAUAGGCAGUUGA